Molecule: messenger RNA, 222 nt
Organism: Rotaria sordida
Lineage: Eukaryota; Metazoa; Rotifera; Eurotatoria; Philodinida; Philodinidae
Source: the annotation of a GenBank genome assembly
AUGUUAUUUUUUAUAAUCGAUGGAUAUUUCAAAUUAAUAUUUAUUAUAUUAAUAACAUCCGAUAAUCAAGAAAAGCAUCAUCAUCAUCAUCAUCAUCUUCAAGAUUCCAAUGAUGGAAGUUCAACAUUACAUAGUUAUAAAACUCGACAAAGAAUGAAUAUUAGUUCAAUUGUAACUAAAGAUGAAAAUGAUAAAUCUUUAAUACAUUAUCAAAAAACUUAA